Cephus cinctus (wheat stem sawfly) is the source of this 992-nucleotide messenger RNA. It is a transcript of the gene EMC4, whose product is annotated as ER membrane protein complex subunit 4. NCBI's taxonomy places the organism in Eukaryota, Metazoa, Arthropoda, Insecta, Hymenoptera, Cephidae. Gene Ontology annotation, cellular component: EMC complex. The transcript is spliced from 3 exons. Gene Ontology annotation, biological process: protein folding in endoplasmic reticulum. Bases 307 to 834 code for a protein of 175 amino acids. The record is from RefSeq and is a predicted model, not a curated record.
UAUGGUUGGAUCCUCAUACAGGCGCGAGUGCUUGCAUGCAGGAUUUUGGUUGGUGAAAAACAUGGUGAAAAAGGUGAAAAAUGACUUUUCUUUUCCCACAUGUUAUCCACCAAUCAAAGUACUGCAUUCGGCCGCUGGCGCUUAUAUGAGUAUUUAACGUAAUACCGAGCCAUCUUUACUAGCCGUUGUCAGUGACAUAACCUAUAGUUAAUGUGUUGACAGUAUAUUCUAGAUACAGUUCAAGACGCAAACAUUCAUUUUAUAAAAUUGGAAUUACAAAAGUAGUUGUUUAACCAAGUAAUUAAAAUGGCUGUAGCUAAACAGAGUACGAAAAAGUUGAAGUGGGCUCUUGACUUUUCUCACAAGAAUAAGCAAGAGAAGAAUGUUGAUAUUGCUUCACCACCAGGAUAUAAUCCAUCAGUUGCUUUAAAUCAUGGCACAGAAUUGAUGAGAGAAUUAGAUUCAAAUCAUUUGAUUAUUAAAAAGUCAUGGGACCUUGCUUUGGGACCAUUGAAACAAGUUCCUAUGAAUUUGUUCAUCAUGUACAUGGCUGGCAAUUCCAUAUCAAUAUUUCCAAUUAUGAUGGUAGGAAUGCUUAUCAUGAGACCUGUUAAGGCCCUUUUCGUAUUACAGCAAACAUUCAAAGUCAUCGAGGGUACUCAUGCAUUUGGCCAAAAAUUUGUUUUCUUUUUGGGACAAUUGGUAAACAUUGCAUUGGCGCUUUACAAAUGUCAGUCAAUGGGUCUACUGCCAACGCAUGCUUCUGAUUGGUUGGCUUUUGUAGAACCGCAAACCAGAGUAGAGUAUUCUGGAGGAGGUAUAAUAUAUGUGUAAAUGAGUAAAAUGAAAUAUAUAUAUAUAUCAAUUACAUCUCUGCAUUAUGUAUAUUUAAAUGUAGAUAAUAUACAAGUAAAUAUGUACAGAUUAAUUAAAUUAAUUGAUUAAAUCUCCACUGUAUAUUCGUAAGUAUUAAAAUAGUACACUAGUCUUUC